AUGGACCUGCUGCACAGUGCUGGAGUGCAGGUGGUGCAGUACCUGCAGGAGAACUACCAGGGCUCCCAGGGCUGGUUCCUCUUCAUCUCCUUCGCUGCCGACCUCAGAAACACCUUCUUCAUCUUCUUCCCCAUCUGGUUCCACCUCUGCGAGGCGGUGGGCGUCAAGCUGAUCUGGGUGGCCGUGAUCGGGGACUGGCUCAACCUGGUCUUUAAGUGGAUCCUCUUUGGGCAGAGACCCUACUGGUGGGUCCAUGAGACCAAUUACUAUGGCAACGCCUCCACCCCUGUGAUCCAGCAGUUCCCCCUCACCUGUGAGACCGGCCCAGGAAGCCCCUCAGGCCACACCAUGGGUUCUGCUGGAGUCUACUACGUCAUGGUGACUGCCCUGCUGCCCUGCGUCCAGGGCACCCGGCACGGAUCCUGUGCAGCCAGGUGCCUCCGCGGCCUCCUAUGGCUUGUGUUCUGGGCCGUGCAGGUCUGCGUCUGCUUGUCCCGAGUCUUCCUAGCUGCUCACUUCCCCCAUCAGGUGAUUGCAGGUGUCAUCUCAGGAAUGGUAGUAGCAGAAGCAUUUGACCACAUCCACUCCAUCUACAACGCCAGUCUCCGGCGGUACCUGGGCACCACCCUCUUCCUGUUCAGCUUCGCCCUGGGGUUCUACCUGCUGCUGAAGGCUCUCGGUGUUGACCUGCUGUGGACCCUGGAGAAAGCCAAGAGGUGGUGUGACCGGCCGGAGUGGAUCCACAUUGAAACCACCCCCUUCGCCGGCCUCCUUAGGAACCUGGGCAUCCUGUUUGGGCUGGGGCUGGCCCUCAACUCCCAGAUGUACCUGGAGAGCUGCAAAGGGAAAAUGGGUCAGCAGCUGCCCUUCCGCCUGAGCUGCAUCCUGGCCUCGCUCCUUGUCCUGCACCUCUUCGACUCCUUCGACCUCCCCGCAGACAGAGAGCUACUGUUCUAUGUCCUGUCCUUCUGCAAGAGCGCCGCUGCCCACCUCUGUGCUGUGGCACUCAUCCCCUACUGCAUUGCCCAGGUGCUCAGGAGGGGCGACAAGAAGAGCUUGUAG
Molecule: messenger RNA, 1062 nt
Organism: Gopherus evgoodei (Goodes thornscrub tortoise)
Lineage: Eukaryota; Metazoa; Chordata; Testudines; Testudinidae
Product: glucose-6-phosphatase-like
Exons: 5
Coding region: 1-1062 (353 amino acids)
Biological process (GO): glucose 6-phosphate metabolic process; gluconeogenesis
Cellular component (GO): membrane
Molecular function (GO): glucose-6-phosphatase activity
Source: RefSeq, a predicted model, not a curated record